AUGGACGAGCUACGGGCUAUCAGGGAGGACUUCGCGUCACGCCUCGGCACCACGGCGUCCGUCUUUGGGCUCAUCAUCUGCACAAUAGUUAUCCUGGAGCUGAUCACCAGGCUCGUCACCCUCCUGCGCAUCUUCAUCUGGGCAGCUGUCACGUUUUCGAGUGUCUUUGUUCUCUGGCCCGCCAGCAUACUCAUACUCACUCUCCACGCACUCACCAAGCUGCUAAUUGGACUGACCAUGCUUCUUGCGCUGCUCUUCGUCCAGCUCGUCAGGGUCUUCUGCUUUUCCGCCCGGGCCGUUAUUGCGCCUUUCAAGCUCUUCUCCUACAACAAUCGACUCGGACAGAGGGAUUCCAACGGCUGCGGUCUUCAGAUCAUAAAGCAGACCACGAAUGGACAAACAGUCAAUUCAACGUCCGUUCAUGACAUCAACAUGACGGGGCGUGGGUACUCCGGGGGUCAUCUUCAUAUUUUCCUCUCCGAUCGCUCUGGAAACAAAAUCGGCGUUGUCGUAGGUGACCUAGAGGCUGCCAGGGCAUGGCGAGCCACCAUUCUAGAAGGAAACGAUUCGCCGGUCCAGAAGGUCUGA
This is a messenger RNA of Diaporthe amygdali, 588 nucleotides long. RefSeq lists its product as uncharacterized. Bases 1 to 588 code for a protein of 195 amino acids. The transcript has a single exon. The record is from RefSeq and is a predicted model, not a curated record. NCBI's taxonomy places the organism in Eukaryota, Fungi, Ascomycota, Sordariomycetes, Diaporthales, Diaporthaceae.